Molecule: messenger RNA, 945 nt
Organism: Echinops telfairi (small Madagascar hedgehog)
Lineage: Eukaryota; Metazoa; Chordata; Mammalia; Afrosoricida; Tenrecidae
Product: olfactory receptor 10P1
Exons: 1
Coding region: 1-945 (314 amino acids)
Biological process (GO): G protein-coupled receptor signaling pathway
Cellular component (GO): membrane
Molecular function (GO): olfactory receptor activity; G protein-coupled receptor activity
Source: RefSeq, a predicted model, not a curated record
AUGGAUAAGACAAACCAGACUACCUCACUGCCUGAAUUUCUCCUUCUGGGAUUUUCUGACCUCCGGGUACUGCAGGGCCCUCUAUUCUGGGUGGUGCUUCUGAUUUACCUGGUCACCUUGCUGGGCAACUCCGUGAUCAUCCUCCUCACUCAGGCCAGCCCUGCUCUGCACUCCCCCAUGUACUUUUUCCUGCGCCACCUCUCCGUGGUCGAAAUCCUCUACACCACCGACAUCGUGCCCAGGACCCUGGCUGACCUCACCUCCUUGCAUCCCAGGGGAAUCUCCUUUCAGAGCUGUGCAGCCCAAAUGUACGUUUUCAUUGUCUUGGGCAUCUCAGAGUGCUGCCUGCUCACAGCCAUGGCCUACGACCGCUAUGCCGCCAUCUGCAGACCCCUGCAUUACUCCACCCUCAUGAGCCAGCAGACCUGCACGGCCAUGGUCGCCUCCUCUUGGCUCAUGGGCAUCAUCACAGCCACCACCCACUCCUCCCUCAUCUUCACUCUGCCUUUCCCCAGCCAGCCCCUCAUCCCGCACUUCCUCUGCGACAUCCUGCCGGUUCUAAGGCUAGCCAGUGCGGGGAGGCACAGGAGUGAGGUCGCGGUGAUGACCGCCACUGUGGUCUUCAUCAUGACCCCCUUCUCUCUGAUUGUCACCUCGUACGCCCGCAUCCUGAAUGCCAUCUUGGCAAUGGCCUCUACCCAGAGUCGCCGCAAGGUCUUCUCUACCUGUUCCUCUCACCUGCUGGUGGUCACCCUCUUCUUUGGAACAGCCAGCGUCACCUACAUCCGGCCUCGGGCAGGCUCCUCGGUGACCGUGGACCGAAUCCUCAGCCUCUUCUACACAGUCAUCACUCCCAUGCUCAACCCCAUCAUCUACACCCUUCGGAACAAAGAGGUGACAGGGGCCCUGCUGCACAUGAUGAAGAGGCAUGUCCCCUCAUCCUAA